UCACUUUCUUUCACUACUUGACUGAGAAACAAGCUUCAGUGCUCAACGGAAUUAAAAAAUGGCAGAGAAAUUGAAAGAGGUUGCAACCCAAACUGGAAACAAGGACUUCUUGGUGGAGGACGAUCCUGAGCAGCCGAGAGAGUCGCCCACCCAGAAGGAAUCGAAUACCCAGAAGGAAUCGCCCACCCAGAAGGAAUCGACCACCCACAAGGAGGGUUCGCAGUCCGCAGAGGCCGAGGAAGAAUACUUUAGAACAGUGAGCGGGCGCAUCGAUGAGGACAUAAAACACCUGGAAGAGAUGAUUGCCCUGAAUGAGGAGGAAUGUAAUAGGCAGUUAUUCAAUCGUCUCCUGAAUAUAAUCGGAGUUGAAAUAGAAAAAAAUCUACAUUUGCAGAAGAAGUAGUAUAUGCGAUUUCUGUUAACCUAUUCCCAAAAUACCAAUGUAUUAUCGAAUAGUCUUAGUGUUG
Messenger RNA from Drosophila sechellia, 467 nucleotides. RefSeq names its product karr (gene karr). The coding region runs from base 59 to 403 and encodes 114 amino acids. The transcript has a single exon. The record is from RefSeq and is a predicted model, not a curated record. NCBI's taxonomy places the organism in Eukaryota, Metazoa, Arthropoda, Insecta, Diptera, Drosophilidae.